Messenger RNA from Arvicola amphibius (Eurasian water vole), 2651 nucleotides. RefSeq names its product drebrin 1 (gene Dbn1). Bases 30 to 2147 code for a protein of 705 amino acids. Gene Ontology annotation, biological process: positive regulation of axon extension; postsynaptic actin cytoskeleton organization; regulation of actin filament polymerization. Gene Ontology annotation, cellular component: actin filament; plasma membrane; dendrite. The record is from RefSeq and is a predicted model, not a curated record. Lineage: Eukaryota; Metazoa; Chordata; Mammalia; Rodentia; Cricetidae. Gene Ontology annotation, molecular function: actin filament binding. The transcript is spliced from 15 exons.
GUCCGUUCGGCCUCGGUCCGGCCCGCAGCAUGGCCGGCGUCAGCUUCAGCGGCCACCGCCUGGAGCUGCUGGCGGCGUACGAGGAGGUGAUCCGGGAGGAAAGCGCGGCCGACUGGGCUCUGUACACAUAUGAGGAUGGCUCAGAUGACCUCAAGCUUGCAGCAUCAGGAGAAGGGGGUUUGCAGGAGCUUUCGGGCCACUUCGAGAACCAGAAAGUGAUGUACGGCUUCUGCAGCGUCAAGGACUCCCAGGCUGCCCUGCCAAAAUAUGUGCUCAUCAACUGGGUUGGUGAAGAUGUACCUGAUGCCCGAAAGUGUGCUUGCGCCAGCCACGUGGCUAAGGUGGCUGAAUUCUUCCAGGGUGUUGACGUAAUUGUGAAUGCCAGCAGUGUGGAAGACAUCGAUGCUGGUGCCAUCGGGCAGCGGCUCUCCAAUGGACUGGCACGGCUCUCCAGCCCAGUAUUGCAUCGGCUGCGGCUUCGAGAGGAUGAGAAUGCCGAGCCGGUGGGCACUACCUACCAGAAGACAGAUGCAGCCGUGGAAAUGAAGCGGAUUAACCGGGAGCAGUUUUGGGAGCAGGCCAAGAAGGAGGAAGAGCUGAGGAAGGAGGAGGAGCGGAAGAAGGCCUUGGACGCCAGGCUCAGGUUUGAACAGGAACGGAUGGAGCAGGAGCGGCAGGAGCAGGAGGAGCGGGAACGGCGCUACCGAGAGCGGGAGCAGCAGAUUGAGGAGCACAGGAGGAAACAGCAGACUCUAGAAGCUGAAGAGGCCAAGAGGAGGUUAAAGGAACAGUCUAUCUUUGGUGACCAGCGAGAUGAAGAAGAAGAGUCCCAGAUGAAGAAGUCGGAAUCAGAGGUGGAGGAGGCAGCUGCCAUUAUUGCCCAGCGGCCUGAUAACCCGCGGGAGUUCUUCAGACAGCAGGAACGAGUUGCGUCGGCCUCUGCUGGCAGCUGUGAUGCGCCCUCACCCUUCAACCACCGACCAGGUCGUCCGUACUGCCCUUUCAUAAAGGCAUCGGACAGUGGGCCUUCCUCCUCCUCCUCUUCCUCCUCUUCCCCUCCACGGACUCCCUUUCCCUAUAUCACCUGCCACCGCACCCCAAACCUCUCUUCCUCCCUCCCAUGCAGCCACCUGGACAGCCACAGGAGAAUGGCACCUACUCCCAUUCCCACCCGGAGUCCAUCUGAUUCCAGCACAGCCUCCACCCCUGUCACCGAGCAGAUCGAGAGGGCCCUGGAUGAGGUUACAUCCACACAGCCUCCACCCCCACCUCCACCACCCCCACCAGCUCAAGAGGCCCGGGAGUCUACCCCGAGACUGGAUGGUGAGGAGACCAGCAAGGGGGCUGAAGCCGCAGCAACCCCUCCGGCUUGGGCUGGCUCUACAGAGGAGCCCCCUCGGGCACAGGAACCUCCUCCAGUGCAAAGCAGCCCCAUGGAAGACUUGAUGUGCUCAGAAUCCCCAGAGCAGGCUGUCCUGGCUGCCCCCGCAGAGCCUGAUGCCUCUGUCACCUCAGUAGGUGAUGCCCAUGCAGCUGACACCAUUGAGACCACCACUGCCACUACUGCCACCACUAUUGCCAACGAUGUCACCCCUGCCACUGCCAGCCUCAUUGAUCUAUGGCCUGGCAAUGGGGAAGAGGCCUCAGCACCUCAGGCUGAGCCCAGGGUGCCUACACCACCCUCAGGUGCUGAGGCGUCCCUGGCAGAGGUACCUCUGCUGGAUGAGGCAGCCCAGGACCCGCUGCCACCAGCUGGCGAAGGCUGUGCCAACCUUCUUAAUUUUGAUGAGCUGCCAGAACCUCCAGCCACGUUCUGUGACCCAGAGGAGGAAGUAGAAGGGGAGCCGCUGGCUGCCACCCAGGACCUAAAUAUGCCCUCAGCUCUAGAGGAGGUAGACCAGGUGGAGCAGGAGCUGGAGCCAGAACCUCACCUUCUGACCAAUGGAGAGACCACUCAAAAGGAGGGGACCCAGGCCAGUGAAGGAUACUUCAGUCAAUCACAGGAGGAAGAGUUCGCUCAAUCAGAAGAGCUGUGUGCAAAGGCUCCGCCUCCGGUAUUCUACAACAAGCCUCCAGAAAUCGACAUCACUUGCUGGGAUGCAGACCCCGUACCUGAAGAGGAAGAGGGCUUCGAGGGUGGUGAUUAGCCGUGGCAACUGUUCCCUGGCUGCCUUCGCCAAGGCUGCCCACCUGCGGUAGCCUCUGGCCAGACGGCUUGCAGCGCCUGCAUUAGCAGCGGCCCCGCCUGGCACCCACUCUGGACUCCGGCGCUGGCCGGGGAUCUGUCCGCUUCCCUACCCACAGGGCCUGACUUUACAGCUUUUCUCUUUUUUUUAAAGUUGAUAGACUUGUACAGUGGACUGGUUUUCCUCCCGUUGGUAGUUGAGAUGAUGUUACAGAUUUUCCACCCCUUCCUGCCCAGACCAGAUUGUAGCUUAGUCUCUGCUCGGUCGACCAGGGUGGAGGCCUCACCCUGCGUGGGACCUGGUGGGGUUGGGGGUUUUGGUGGGAAAAUGUUGCCCCCAUCACUUUUCCUAGUUUUAUGUUUCUUGGAAAAAUAUCACUUUGUAUUCUCUAUCCAGGGCUUCAGAUAUUUUGCACGAAUUUUAACACAUGGCAAUAAAUGGCUCGUGGGCUCUGGCUCCCUGGGA